CACACUACCAUUUAAACCUACAAGCCUAUUCAAACUACCAAAAUAUUCAAAUACACCUGCAACCAACCUUCAAAAUGGUCAAGAUUGACGAAACUUUCCUCAACAAGGCUGUCAAGAAGGGCCUUGACAGUCUCCGGGCAGGCGAACAUCUGGAUCUGCAAGACCCCGAUGAAAUUGGCAAAUUCAUAUUCGGAAUUCUCGCAUCGGGUCUUGGCAUCGAAGAGUAUCACCUGGAAACUCUCAAGGACAAAUUGGUAGGCCUUGAAGCCGCUAUAAGCGACUUCUCUGUCCUGGUUAAGAAGUUUGACGAGGGCAAAGACGUGACAACUUUACUUCUCGGAUACUACACAUCGCUCCAUCAGACAAUGAGAGUCUCGAUGCGGGAGUUUACAUCGCCCAAGUAUGGAGUGGCGUCGCUGCCAUGGUUUGCACUCGCAGCGACCAUGCAUCUCAAGCUGCUGGGCGACGGCAUCCAGCACGGUCGAAAAUGGGGCUUUACUGUAGACGAAGUCCAGUUUCUGCAGGAGACAUUUGAUAAUCUCAUGAAAGAAACUGCGGCGGUCUCACAUGCGGAAAUAGCGUCACGACACAAGCUGUUUUUACAGAACCUCACCGGGGACGGUUCCAAGAUGAGCGAUGUCCCUACGGAGACACUUGAGCAAUGGAAGGCUGUACACUCGGACCUCUCCGCGAUGGAUGAGGAUGACGUUCCCAGCCUUGAUAACAUGAGCUACGUUACAUACGCCAAAAAGACGUAUGAAUUGGGACCAUCUCACGGUGCCACCUUCAGGGCCACGAUGCAGUACGACGCAGAUAUGACUAUCCAUGUGCUCAGCUACGCUGAUUUCUGGCCCUACCUGUCAGGCAAGCCUCUCACAGAUGAGGCUCUUGCGAAUCUGGACCGGGAGAUCUUUGCCUCGCGAGGUCGCUAUGAUCUUUGGCUGGGCAGCCAUUCGUGGUGGGGAGAGCCGUUUUCCGUUGUCAAACGGGGAGACAAUGACCAAAUUACAGCUGUAUAUGUAGGAGGGAUAUCCAACGUUGAGCUUCUUCAGAUGAAGUACAGUGAGGAUUGGGGAGCGGCUUAUGGAUCAACUGGGGUAGACCCAGCCAGUACAACAGAUAUAGAGGCAGGGGAUUAUCUCUCCUGGGUUGAUGUCUGGUUCGGUCAAAAGUUAGGUUGCGUUCAGUUUUGGCUAAACACUGGAAGUAUGUUACGUGAGCAAGGAAGGGCCAUGAAUGGAGGCACUAAGGGGCUUUUGUGGUACGCGGAUCAUCAGGUCACUAGUGUUUACGGGAUCAACUAUGAGAGUCACCCACCGUCAGGCUUGGAGGGCAUCAUUGUUGGGUUCAGAUCGCUUUUCUUGCGAACGGAUUAG
Molecule: messenger RNA, 1376 nt
Organism: Fusarium redolens
Lineage: Eukaryota; Fungi; Ascomycota; Sordariomycetes; Hypocreales; Nectriaceae
Exons: 3
Coding region: 75-1376 (433 amino acids)
Biological process (GO): symbiont-mediated killing of host cell
Molecular function (GO): toxin activity
Source: RefSeq, a predicted model, not a curated record